CAAGACUUUCCAAAUAAAGACUUGCUAAUUUAUAAGCAAUAUUUUUUUCAGGUAAUGGAAGUAUUUUUUCAUGCAGGGAUAUUAAUUAUUGUGGAUGAUAAGCGAAUACGAUGAGAUGUGUCAAUUUAGAGGGUCCUAUCUCAUGAUCUAUUGUAGUAUCGAUUUUGAGCGUCAAUACACGGUACCUUGCGCCACGGAGAGUAAGCCCAGUCGGAAAAGAGCGUCGGACGAGUAACAUCAAAUUACAUACCACAAAACUCGAAGACCGCCGAGUGAGAAUCUGUCCACAACUUGAUGAACUUUUGUUUGAUUUUAUAUGUGAGAAAAUGACACUCAACAAAGUUAGCAUUUCCCAGCAGUAAGUGUAUAAGAUAAGAGGUUUGAGAGGAACUUUUACGAUGGGUUUCAGUACACAUCGUUUUAUUGGGUCGGUGGACCCCAAUUUAAUAUGUGGAAUAUGCAGUUCUGUAAUAGAGGAUGCUGUGUUGACGCCUUGUGGACAUACUUUUUGCUUCUGUUGCCUCGAGACUUGGAUGAGUAAACCGCGAGUGAAUUCGUGUCCUGAGUGCAGAAGCACUAUGGUUCUGCAGGACGUAAAACCGGUACUAUGUCUUCGCAAUCUUGUGAAUGGUUUUGAUGUCAUGUGUGAUAACAGCGAACGUGGAUGCAAGUUAAUUGUAAAAUUAGAACGGUUGAAAUCACAUUUAAAAGUAUGUGGAUAUACACCUGUAAAGUGCGCAGGGUGUUCCGAGAUGGUGAGUCGGUCAGAACUUGCGAACCAUCAAUUGACCUGCGAGGGAAUUUCAGCUUCUUUGAAGGAUGAAAACUACGAUUCUUACAUGCAAAAAUCUUUAGCGGCAAUAUCACUAGAAAAUGAAGCUACCUCUUUGGAACUUUCGGGACUUCUUGCAAAGAUUUCGUCUUUGGAAUUUCAGUUGAAGUCUUUGAAAAGAGAUAUGCAAAUCUCCGAGUCCAAAAACCGUGUCCUUGAAAGAGAGUACAGGAAAACUAAGGACGAGCUACAGCAGAAGCGAAACGAAAUUCUCGAAGUCCAGUAUUCCGAGUUUGACCCGGACUAUGACUAUGGUUACACUCCGCAAACAGUAGCCAAAUUGUCUUUACUCAUCGCUAGAUUUCUGCUGAAGAAACCGUCGUAUGUGGACAGCGACAAAAUUUUUGCGGCUGUCAAACGUUCAUACGAGCAGUACGCACGCUGUGGAAACCAGUAUGAACACGAUGUCCACAUGCUUGUUGCCACGGCAUUUGCAAGCAAUUGGUUCAGCGAAAGUCAGAGAAUCAACUUUCAUUGCUGGCUUCAGAGUCUUGCUAGAUAUCGUCAAUAUGCUAACACGGGGAUAGACUCGUGUGAACAUCAUAUAUACCAAUGAAAUGAUGUCUGAACGUAAACAAUUAUGAUUGCAAACCGGUAGGACAUUGACUUGGACCUUGGCUCAAGGUGCUUGUGGACAGGAGCAGCCCCCCCCCCCCCCUACUUUCUACAAUAUACACCCCGAGUCUACGGAUAUUUAUUUAAUUGUCUUCUUUCAUAAAUUUUUCUUCUAGCACACAUUUACAAUGUUUUUCACAUGGAAAUUUAUUUUUAAAAAAAUCAUACCCGCUGUAUUACAAAAUAGAGAAGGUAAGUCACCUCGGUUUGUAUACAUUGGACCCCUUUUGGAUAUCAAGUCUAAAAUACGCAAUGUAUUGUAAAGUAAAUGUGUGCCAGAUGAAUAAUUUAAGAAAGAAGACAGAUUAAAAUAUCCUUGGA
Messenger RNA from Saccostrea echinata, 1768 nucleotides. RefSeq names its product E3 ubiquitin-protein ligase PDZRN3-B-like. Gene Ontology annotation, molecular function: metal ion binding. Lineage: Eukaryota; Metazoa; Mollusca; Bivalvia; Ostreida; Ostreidae. Gene Ontology annotation, cellular component: plasma membrane signaling receptor complex. Bases 399 to 1388 code for a protein of 329 amino acids. The transcript has a single exon. Gene Ontology annotation, biological process: protein K63-linked ubiquitination; tumor necrosis factor-mediated signaling pathway; positive regulation of JNK cascade. The record is from RefSeq and is a predicted model, not a curated record.